This is a messenger RNA of Fragaria vesca subsp. vesca, 3133 nucleotides long. RefSeq names its product L-arabinokinase-like. The transcript has 29 exons. Bases 1 to 2982 code for a protein of 993 amino acids. Gene Ontology annotation, molecular function: ATP binding. The record is from RefSeq and is a predicted model, not a curated record. Lineage: Eukaryota; Viridiplantae; Streptophyta; Magnoliopsida; Rosales; Rosaceae.
AUGAGGAUUGACGAAGAGGCCGACGGAGUCUCCGCCUCCAGGCACCACCUCGUCUUCGCUUACUACGUCACCGGCCACGGCUUCGGCCACGCCACUCGCGUCGUCGAGGUGGUGCGGCACCUGAUCCUCGCCGGCCAUGACGUGCAUGUCGUCACCGGAGCUCCUGACUUUGUUUUCACCUCGGAGAUUCAGUCGCCUCGGCUCUUCAUCCGCAAGGUGCUGCUGGACUGUGGAGCGGUUCAGGCGGAUGCAUUGACAGUCGAUCGCCUUGCAUCUUUGGAGAAGUAUUCGGAGACGGCUGUGGUGCCUAGGGAGUCUAUAUUGAAAACUGAAGUAGAGUGGCUGACCUCCAUCAAAGCUGACCUGGUGGUUUCAGAUGUUGUUCCAGUUGCGUGCCGAGCUGCAGCCGAUGCUGGGAUUCGCUCUGUCUGUGUCACUAACUUCAGCUGGGACUUCAUCUAUGCUGAGUAUGUCAUGGCUGCCGGAAGUCAUCAUCGUACUAUAGUUUGGCAGAUAGCAGAAGAUUAUUCUCACUGUGAGUUCCUGAUUCGCCUCCCAGGAUACUGCCCAAUGCCUGCAUUCCGUGAUGUAAUUGACGUACCUUUAGUUGUGAGGAGGUUACACAGAUCCCGCAAAGAGGUGAGGAAGGAACUGGAAAUUGAAGAAGAUGUCAAAUUAGUCAUUCUGAACUUUGGUGGACAGCCAUCAGGCUGGAAGUUGAAAGAGGAGUUUCUACCCCCUGGAUGGCUUGGCCUGCUCUGUGGUGCUUCGGAGAGCCAGGAGCUUCCACCAAAUUUUAGGAAGCUUGCAAAAGAUGCUUAUACUCCUGAUAUCAUAGCGGCAUCCGAUUGUAUGCUGGGAAAAAUUGGAUAUGGCACUGUGAGUGAAGCCCUUGCAUUCAAAUUACCAUUUGUCUUUGUACGCAGAGAUUAUUUCAAUGAAGAACCUUUUUUGAGAAAUAUGCUUGAGUAUUAUCAAUCCGGAGUUGAGAUGAUUAGGAGAGAUCUGCUCACUGGUCAUUGGAGACCUUACCUUGAGCGUGCAAUCAGUUUAAAACCUUGCUAUGAAGGAGGCACCAAUGGUGGUGAGGUGGCAGCUCAGGUCCUUCAAGAAACAGCUAUUGGGAAAAACUGGGCAUCAGAUAAGCUUAGUGGGGCAAGAAGGUUGCGAGAUGCUAUAAUUCUUGGGUAUCAACUUCAAAGGGUACCUGGACGAGAAAUGGCCAUCCCCGAGUGGUAUGCAAAUGCUGAAACUGAACUUCGAAUUGGAUCACCAACUUGCCAAAUGAGUGAGACUGAUGAGAAGAGCUCCCUAAUGAACUCAUGCAUUGAAGACUUUGAUAUUCUUCAUGGAGAUCUUCAAGGUCUUUCCGAUACAAUGACUUUUCUGAAGAGCUUGGCAGAAUUAGAUUCUGCGUAUGAAUCUGAAAAAGCUACUGAGAAGCGGCGGAAGAGGGAACGGAAGGCUGCAGCUGGACUCUUCAAUUGGGAGGAAGAUAUUUUUGUGGCAAGAGCGCCUGGACGAUUAGAUGUAAUGGGUGGGAUUGCUGACUAUUCAGGAAGCCUUGUCUUGCAGAUGCCCAUAAGGGAAGCUUGCCAUGUUGCUGUACAGAGACAUCAACCAAGUAAACAUAGGCUCUGGAAGCAUGCCCUGGCUCGUCAGGAAGCCAAAGGACAGAGCUCCACACCUGUCCUGCAAAUUGUCUCAUAUGGUUCAGAGUUGAGCAAUCGUAGUCCUACUUUUGACAUGGAUCUAUCUGAUUUUAUGGACGGAGAUCAUCCAAUCUCAUAUGAGAAGGCAAAAAUAUAUUUUUCACAAGAUCCGUCUCAAAAGUGGGCAGCAUAUGUUGCGGGUGUCAUUCUGGUUUUAAUGACAGAACUAGGUGUACGCUUUGAGGAUAGCAUUAGUUUGUUGGUAUCCUCUUUAGUUCCGGAAGGCAAAGGGGUCUCUUCUUCUGCUUCGAUAGAGGUUGCUACAAUGUCUGCUAUAGCGGCUGCCCAUGGAUUAAACAUCAGUCCCAGAGAUCUUGCUUUACUUUGCCAGAAGGUGGAGAAUCAUAUUGUUGGAGCUCCGUGCGGUGUGAUGGACCAAAUGACUUCUGCAUGUGGUGAAGCCAACAAACUUCUUGCGAUGGUCUGCCAGCCUGCUGAGGUACUUGGGCUUGUAGAAAUUCCUAGCCAUGUCCGAUUUUGGGGAAUCGAUUCAGGCAUUAGACACAGUGUUGGUGGUGCGGAUUAUGGAUCUGUUAGGAUAGGUGCCUUUAUGGGUCGGACGAUCAUCAAGUCUACAGCUUCUACAAUUAUGUCUAAAUCAUUGUCCAAUAGCAAUGGGAUGAAUGCUGACGAGUUAGAGGAUGAUGGUCUUGAACUGCCUAAAGCUGAAGCUUCAUUAGAUUAUUUGUGCAACCUGUCACCUCAUAGAUACGAGGAUCUUUAUGUUAAGAUACUUCCCGAGUCCAUACUUGGUGAGGCUUUUCUGGAUAAGUAUGUUGAUCAUAGUGACCCAGUUACAGUUAUUGAUCCGAAGCGUAACUAUGGAGUGCGAGCGCCUACUAGACAUCCUAUAUAUGAAAAUUUUCGAGUUACGGCAUUCAAAGCACUUUUAACAUCUGUAAAUUCAGAUUAUCAGCUUGCGGCUCUUGGAGAGUUAUUGUAUCAGUGCCACUACGGCUACAGCGCCUGUGGCCUUGGUUCCGAUGGAACAGAUAGGCUUGUACAGUUGGUACAGGAGAUGCAGCAUAGUAAAUCAUCUAAAUUAGACGGCGGGGCUUUAUACGGAGCAAAGAUUACUGGUGGAGGUUCUGGUGGAACAGUUUGCGUGGUUGGCAGGAAUUGCCUCAAGAGCAGCCAGCAAAUAUUUGAGAUUCAGCAGAGAUACAAAGCUGCAACAGGGUAUAUGCCAUUUAUUUUUGAGGGCUCAUCACCAGGUGCAGGAAAGUUUGGCCAUCUAAGAAUCCGGCGUCGCACUGUCAAGCUAAAUUAGUAGAAACAAAAUUGAAAUAUAAAUUAUUUUCGAGUAUUUGGUUAACUUUAAAAACCUCUGCAACUACAACUGUACAAUUCUAUUGUGACUCGUUGGCCAAUUGGUAGUAGUUGGUCUUUCAUUCUUGGAAGAAAUUAAGUGAAAAGAUUGG